This is a messenger RNA of Candida albicans SC5314, 1197 nucleotides long. Its product is annotated as glycosylphosphatidylinositol-alpha 1,4 mannosyltransferase I. Gene Ontology annotation, cellular component: membrane; glycosylphosphatidylinositol-mannosyltransferase I complex. The record is from RefSeq and is a predicted model, not a curated record. Gene Ontology annotation, molecular function: GPI mannosyltransferase activity; alpha-1,4-mannosyltransferase activity. Bases 1 to 1197 code for a protein of 398 amino acids. Gene Ontology annotation, biological process: GPI anchor biosynthetic process. NCBI's taxonomy places the organism in Eukaryota, Fungi, Ascomycota, Pichiomycetes, Serinales, Debaryomycetaceae. The transcript has a single exon.
AUGAGUCAAUUGAAAUAUCUCAUCACAUUUUCAAUUCUAUUAAGAUUCGGGUUUUUCUUUUUUGGAUUGUAUCAAGAUGAAUAUAUGCCCGUGAAAUAUACCGAUAUCGAUUAUCUUGUAUUCAAUGAUGCAUCCAAAUUUGUUUAUCAAGGUCUAUCGCCAUAUCUUAGAGAAACAUAUAGAUAUACCCCCAUUUUAGCAAUUUUGUUAAUACCCGACAAUUUUGGCAAGUACUGGUAUCAUUUUGGGAAAUUGUUAUUUAUGGUUAGUGAUGUUAUUACUGGACUAAUUAUAUUGAAACUUUUAUCAAAGCAACAACAAUUAUCGGAAAAGAAGAAAAUGAUAUUAUCCUCUAUUUGGUUAUUAAAUCCAAUGGUGAUAACUAUAAGUACACGAGGAUCUGCAGAAAGUGUAUUGACAGUAAUGAUUAUGUUGUCAUUGUACUACUUGUUGGAUAAAGACAAUGUUAUACUAUCUGCCAUAUGGUUGGGACUUUCUAUUCAUUUUAAAAUUUAUCCCAUAAUAUAUUUACCAAGUAUACUUUAUUAUUUAUCUUCCCAAGAAACCCCAUUUUUGGCGAGUGUUCCUGGAAUUAACCUUGUUAACGCCAAAAACUUGAAAUAUAUUAUUAUUACUUUGACUACAUUGGCAGUAGUUAAUUAUUUAAUGUUUUUAAAAUACGGAUGGGAAUUCAUAGACAAUUCUUAUUUGUAUCAUGUCACAAGACUCGAUCAUCGUCAUAAUUUUUCAGUUUACAAUAUGGUAUUAUAUUAUAAAUCGGCAUUAUUAGAAGAUUCUAAUGGGUUUGAUAUUGAAAAAAUCGCUUUUGUUCCACAAUUACUAUUAUCAGCAGUUAUAAUCCCAUUGAUAUUUGCUAAAGAGGAUUUAAUAUCAAGUUUAUUCAUUCAAACAUUUGUGUUUGUUGCAUUCAACAAAGUCAUUACAUCACAAUAUUUCAUUUGGUUUUUAAUAUUUCUCCCACAUUUCUUGUCCAAAACCAAACUAUUGACUACAGAUAAGAUUACUGGUAUAAGUUGUUUAUUAUUGUGGAUCAUUUCACAAGCCACUUGGCUAUAUUUUGCUUAUAAAUUGGAAUUUUUGGGAGAAAAUACUUUUGAUAAUGGGUUAAUGUAUUCAUCUGUGUUUUUCUUUUUAAGUAAUUGUUGGUGUACAAUGAAGUUUAUACAGAGUUUAUAG